Messenger RNA from Wasmannia auropunctata (little fire ant), 1091 nucleotides. RefSeq names its product lipase 3-like. The transcript is spliced from 6 exons. NCBI's taxonomy places the organism in Eukaryota, Metazoa, Arthropoda, Insecta, Hymenoptera, Formicidae. The annotation marks the transcript as partial. Gene Ontology annotation, biological process: lipid metabolic process. The record is from RefSeq and is a predicted model, not a curated record.
CCAUUCUCAAUUUUAUUUUUUGCAAAGAAUAUAUUUUGCAAAUAAGCUCGAAAAUCUGUCUGUUCACCUCGUCGUCAAUGAAGCAGUUGAAUAUAAUCGUACCAUUUCUUCUGCUGCUCUACCUCUUCGGUACCACAGCGGCCACGAACAAUGAUUAUAAUGUGCCACAGAUGAUAAGAAAAGCGGGUUAUCCCGCGGAGACUCACGUUAUACAGACGGAGGAUGGUUAUCUCUUAACACUUCAUCGUAUCCCAGGUAACAAGGAUCAACCACCCGUGUUGUUGCAGCAUUGUUUGUUGUGCAGCUCCGCUGCCUGGAUCAUUGCCGGCAAGGAUAAAGGACUUGCUUUCAUAUUGGCCGAUCAAGGAUACGACGUUUGGCUAGGCAAUUUUCGUGGAAAUGUCUAUUCGAGGGCGCAUGUUUCCUUAUCUCCAUCGGAUUCAAAGUUUUGGAACUUCAGCUUUCACGAAAUGGGCAUUUACGAUUUACCCGCGACGAUCUCGUAUAUCACGAAUACGACAUCGCAACCAUUGUAUACGUACGUUGGUCAUUCGCUGGGUACGGCUGCGUCUUACGUGAUGGCAGCGGAACGUCCGGAUAUUGCUCAAAUGGUGCGAACAAUAAUUAGUUUCGCGCCUUCAGCUUUUCUGAAAAAUGCAAAAAGUCCAAUACGAUUAAUCGCUCCUUUUGCGAACGAGAUUCAGAAAACAGCGCACUUCUUCGGCCAGGACGAAUUACUACCGCAGAAUGAUGCAAUGGAAUUCUUUGCGAAAAUCGGCUGCACAACACUUCGCUUUAAGGAAAAGAUCUGCGCCAAUAUAAUAUUUUUGUUUGUAGGAUUCGACGAAGAACAAUUCGACUACGAUUUGUUACCUACGAUUCUGAGUCACUUUCCGGCUGGCAGCUCGACCAAAACGCUAGUGCACUGGUUGCAGGAAAACCAUUCGGGUAAAUUUUGCCAAUUCGAUUACGGGCCCGAAAAGAAUCAGCUAAUCUACAAUGCAACGGAACCGCCGGAAUACAAUUUAGCGAACAUCAACGUGCCGAUUGGGUUAUUCUACGCCGAUAACGAUUGGUUGGCCGAUAGUCGG